Molecule: messenger RNA, 4656 nt
Organism: Pipistrellus nathusii (Nathusius's pipistrelle)
Lineage: Eukaryota; Metazoa; Chordata; Mammalia; Chiroptera; Vespertilionidae
Source: the annotation of a GenBank genome assembly
AUGGGCAACGCCGAGAGCCAGAGCGUGGAGCACGCCUUCUACGGGGAGAAGCGCGCCGGCCUGGGCCGCAAGCACACGUCGCGCUCGCUGCGCCUGUCGCACAAGGCCCGGCGCUCCCGCCACAGCCACGCGGCCACGGGGAAGGCGCCGCCCCGGCGCGCGGAGGCCAGCGCGCGGUCCAGCAGCACGCCCAGCCUGCCGCAGGCGCUGGCCGAGAACGGCCUGGAGCCCUUCGCCGCCCAGGGCGCCCUCCAAGGCAUCGGGGACCCCCUGUGGGCGGACCGUGUGGAGAUGGGCCUGAGGCCCGUGUCCUACACCGGCUCCUCCGUGGCCCCCAGCGUGGACAGCAGCGUGGCGCUCGCCGCCACCUCGGAGCAGAGCAUGCUGGGCUCGGAGGAGGGCGGCCGGCGCCCGCGGCCCUGCGCCUGCCCCGCGCCCGGCUCCGCGGAGGCCGCCGGCUUCCAGAAGAAGCGCUCCAAGUCCGCGGACCUGUGGCGGGAGGACAGCCUGGAGCUCUCGCUGUCCGACCUGAGCCAGGAGCCGCUGAGCAGCCGCGAGGACAUCCUGGGCGCCGCGGGGGAGCGGGACGGCGAGGAGGCGCGGGCGGGGCCCAGGCCGCUGGGCGCCUGCCCGCGCGCCACGUCCCUGGGCGACCUGGGCACCCCGAGCAGCGGGCGCUGCGCGGGCCACUGCCGGGACCUGGCGCCGGACACACCCCGCCGCCCGCACCGCACGGAGGAGGCGGCCUACAGCGCCUACAACACGCUGCCCUGCCGGCGCUCCCACUGCCUGUCCGAGGGCGUCACCGGCCCGCCGCUCGGCCUGGGCAGCCUGCAGGGCCGCAGGGCCCGGACCGCGCAGGAUGUCAACGCGGGCGAGGGCAGCGAGUUCGCCGACAGCGGCAUCGAGGGGGCGGCCACCGACCCGGACCUGCUGUCCCGGCGCUCCAACGCCACGCACUCCAGCUACUCGCCGCCGCCCGGCCGCGCCUUCGCGGGCAGCGACAGCGGCAGCAGCAGCGCGGGGGACGCGGCGCGCCAGGGCGUCUACGAGAACUUCCGGCGGGAGCUGGAGCUGGGCGCCAGCCGCGAGAGCCCCGAGGAGGCCGGCUCCGCGCACAGCGACGAGCGCUCCAGCGGCGCGCCCAGCUCGCCCGGCCGCUCGGACGACGCGCUGCGGGCGGCCGCGCGGGGCACCGUGCGCAAGGCGGGCGCGCUGGCCGUCAAGAACCUGCUGGUGCGCAAGAAGAGCCGCAAGGUGGAGCCGGCCGCCCGCCGGCGCUGGAAGCACUACUGGGCGGCCCUCAGAGGGUGCACGCUCCUCUUCUACGACAGCGACGGCCGCUCGGGCAUCGAGCCGGGCAGCGUGCCCAAGCACGCCGUGUGGGUGGAGAACGGCGUGGUGCAGGCCGUGCCCGAGCACCCCAAGAAGGACUUCGUCUUCUGCCUCAGCAACUGCCUGGGCGACGCCUUCCUCUUCCAGACCACCAGCCAGACGGAGCUGGAGAACUGGAUCACCGCCAUCCACUCAGCCUGCUCGGCUGCGGUCGCCAGGCACCACCACAAGGAGGACACACUCCGCCUCCUCAAGUCGGAAAUCAAGAAGCUGGAGCAGAAGAUCGACAUGGAUGAGAAGAUGAAGAAAAUGGGCGAGAUGCAGCUGUCCUCUGUCACCGACUCCAAGAAGAAGAAGACAAUCCUAGAUCAGAUCUUCGUGUGGGAGCAGAACCUGGAGCAGUUCCAGAUGGACCUGUUCCGCUACCGCUGCUACCUGGCCAGCCUGCAGGGCGGCGAGCUGCCCAACCCCAAGCGCCUGCUCGCCUUCGCCAGCCGCCCCACCAAGGUGGCCAUGGGGCGCCUGGGCAUCUUCUCCGUGUCGUCCUUCCACGCCCUGGUGGCGGCCCGCACCGCGGAGACGGGCGUGAGGCGGCGCACGCAGGCCAUGGCGCGCUCCACCAGCAAGCGCCGCAGCCGCUUCUCCUCGCUCUGGGGCCUGGACUCCACCUCCAAGAAGAAGCAGGGCCACCCCAGCAUCAACCAGGUGUUCAGCGAGGGGCCCGAUGCCGCCAAGCAGGCUCUGGAGGAGGCGUUCGACGACGCUGUCCCCGAUGGCAAGGUGGAGAAGGAGAUGGCCCUGCCCAGCCCCCACCAGCAGAACCCCGACUGCGACAUGUGGGCCCAUGAGUACUUCCCGCCGUCCUGGUUCUGCCUGCCCGGCAGCCGGUCCGUGCUGACCGUCGUGCGGCCCGGGGACUCCGCCCGGGACACGCUGGAGGGCGUCUGCAAGACGCACCAGCUGGACCCGGCCGCGCACUGCCUGCGGCUGCGGUUCCUCGUGGAGGACCGGCUGCAGGUGUACGAGCCGCAGCCCGAGGAGGAGCUGUACGACCUGCUGUUCCAGGAGGUGGAGAUCUGCCCCAAGGCCGUGCGCAGCCUGCAGCUGGAGAAGUCGGACGCGGCCGGGGACAGCUACGGCUUCUCCCUCUCCUCCGUGGAGGAGGACGGCGUCCGGAGGCUCUACGUGAGCAGCGUCAGGGACACGGGGCUGGCGGCCAAGAAAGGCCUGAAGGUGGGGGAUGAGGUUCUCGAGGUCAGCAGCCGCGUGGCCGCCAGCCUGAGCUCCGCGGCCCUCAGGGACUUCCUCUCGCAGCCCAGCCUGGGCCUCCUGGUGCGGACGCGCCCCGAGCUGGAGGGGGGCGCCCUGCUGCUGGGGAGCCCGCCCCACCGUGCCGACGGCCCCGCCGAGCCCGGCCACAGCCCCUUCGCCUUCCUCGCCGGCAGCCCAGGGCCCAGCCUGGGCGGGUCGCAGGGCAGCAGCACGGAGCCCUCCCCCGAGGAGGCCGAGGGGCUGGACCCCGAGUCCUCGGACGACACGGACCAGAGCAGCAAGAGCACGGAACAGGGCGCGGUGUCCUGCCGCAGUCCGCGAGGCGACAUGAACCCCGGCGACCCGAGCCCCAGCCCCCAGGACCCCGGCGGGCCGCAGCCAGCCGCUGCGCGGCAGCUCACGGACGCCGCCAAGCUGCGGAAGGUCAUCUGCGAGCUGCUGGAGACGGAGCGCACCUACGUGAAGGACCUCAACUGCCUCAUGGAGCGAUACCUGCGGCCCCUGCAGAAGGAGACGUUUCUCACCCAGGACGAGCUGGACGUGCUCUUUGGGAAUCUGACCGAGAUGGUGGAGUUCCAGGUGGAAUUCCUGAAAACUCUGGAAGACGGAGUGAGGCUCGUCCCGGAUUUGGAAAAGCUCGAGAGGGUCGAUCAGUUCAAGAAGGUGCUCUUCUCCCUCGGGGGCUCCUUCCUGUACUACGCCGACCGCUUCAAGCUGUACAGCGCCUUCUGCGCCAGCCACACCAAGGUGCCCAAGGUGCUGGUGAAAGCCAGGACGGACGCGGCCUUCAAGGCCUUCCUGGACGCGCAGAACCCGCGGCAGCAGCACUCGGCCACGCUGGAGUCGUACCUCAUCAAGCCCAUCCAGAGGGUCCUCAAGUACCCGCUGCUGCUGCGCGAGCUCUUCGCGCUGACGCACGUGGACAGCGAGGAGCACUACCACCUGGACGUGGCCAUCAAGACCAUGAACAAGGUGGCCAGCCACAUCAACGAGAUGCAGAAGAUCCACGAGGAGUUCGGGGCCGUGUUCGACCAGCUGAUCGCGGAGCAGACGGGAGAGAAGAAGGAGGUGGCCGACCUGAGCAUGGGGGACCUGCUGCUGCACACCACCGUCACCUGGCCCAACCCGCCCGCCUCGCUGGGCAAGUGGAAGAAGGAGCCGGAGCUGGCCGCCUUCGUCUUCAAAACGGCCGUGGUCCUCGUGUACAAGGACGGCCCCAAGCAGAAGAGGAGGCUCGUCGGCUCCCACAGGCUCUCCAUCUACGAGGAGUGGGACCCCUUCCGGUUCCGGCACAUGAUCCCCACGGAGGCGCUGCAGCUGCGUGCCGUGGCCAGUGCAGAUGCGGACGCCGACACCGCGUGCGAGAUUGUCCACGUCAAGUCCGAGUCAGAGGGGAGGCCGGAGCGCGUGUUCCACCUGUGCUGCGGCUCCCCCAAGAGCCGCAAGGACCUGCUGAAGGCCGUGCACUCAGUCCUGCGGGACAAGCACCGGCGGCAGCUGCUCAAGGCCGAGAGCCUGCCCUCGUCCCAGCAGUACGUCCCCUUCGGAGGCCGGCGGCUGUGCGCGCUCAAGGGGGCCCGGCCGGCCAUGAGCAGGGCAGUGUCCGCGCCCAGCCGGUCGCUGGGCAGGAGGAGGCGGCGCCUGGCCCGCAACAGGUUCACCGUGGACGCGGACGCCGUGCCCGGCAGUCCCGAGCGGCCGCCCGGCGCCGACACGGACCGCUGGGUGGAGGAGCAGUUCGACCUGGCGCCCUACGAGGAGCCGGAGGAGCCGGAGGACCUGCCGGAGACCGACAUCCUCAGCGAUGACGACGGCAACGCCGCCGAGGCCCCGGGCGCCGGGGCGGGCCUGGCGGGGCGGCUGCAGGCGGCCUCCCUGGGCCCGCGGGGCCGGGACCGCGGCGGCCCCGACGGCCACACGGCGCGCAUGGCGCAGCUCAGGAAGCAGGCGGCGCUGCCGGGCGGCGGCCCCGAGCCCGCGGGCCCCGAGGUGGUCUGGGUGCGGCGGGAGGAGCUGGCCGCGCCCGGGGCGCUGAGCACGGAGAUCUGA